UAUCCAUAUUUGACUAUAAUAUACUCUUAGGUGAUCAAAGAUGAAAACCAAUCAAUUUAUUUUAAUUUUCUUCCAUUGUGCCCUUAUUUUUAUCUUUAUUGUUGAAAUUAAGUCAUCUAAAGAUGAGAAUGAAUUUGGUGUAAUAGAAGAAUCUAAACCAAAGAUUGGGAUAGAUGGUUGGAGAUUCUGGAGAGACAAAGAAGAUGGGCAAAAUGGAGGUGCCCAGGGAAAAAGUGAACAAAAUGGACAUGGAAGAGACAAUGAAAGUGGAAGAGACAACGAAAGUGGACGAAGGGGUGGAGGCCGGAGAAGUUGGGGAGAUUGGGGGCGUUGGCGUGAUUGGGGACCUGGCAUAGGCGGCCUAAAAGGAGGGCGUUGGGGACGUAAAUGAAAAUCAGUCGCAUGCAUGUAUAUUGUAUCCCAUGCACUAUGUAAAGUAAAAGCAUGAAUUCUAUCUUACUUCAUGCCUAGUCAAUAAUAGAAGCAAUGUAGUAUAGUGUACAUCCCUAAAUACUAUAGCAACAAUGUACUUUGAUGAUUAUUUAUGAAUGUGUUUAGUUUUGUGCAUUA
Medicago truncatula (barrel medic) is the source of this 570-nucleotide messenger RNA. RefSeq names its product rRNA adenine N-6-methyltransferase. The coding region runs from base 41 to 391 and encodes 116 amino acids. Lineage: Eukaryota; Viridiplantae; Streptophyta; Magnoliopsida; Fabales; Fabaceae. The record is from RefSeq and is a predicted model, not a curated record. The transcript has 2 exons.